AUGAGCUGCAGCACCAAACAGGCAUCCACCAUGUACACGAGAGGCAGAAGCAGCAGUGGGAGCUGCGGUGGAAUCCGGGUUUCUUCGGGAGUCUCUGGGAGGUGUGCUGCCCCUGCCGUAGGUAGCGUUAGAUGUGAUAUGUCUGGGAGGAGCUUCUGCAGCGGAGUGAGUUUCGGAGGGGGCCUGAGUGGAGGCAGUUGCAUCGAUGGUGGCUUUGGUGGCGGGUACGUGUGUGCUCCUGGUGGCGGCGGCGCCCGCUUGGGUGGCUUUGGCAUUUGCAAUGAUGUGCCCUUGAUCUCCUGCGAUGAGAAGAUGACCAUGCAGAACCUCAACGACCGCUUGGCCUCUUACUUGGACAAAGUGCGGUGCCUGGAGGAGGAGAACGCUCAGCUCGACUGCAAAAUUAGGGAGUGGUAUGACCGCCAAGGUGCCCUCUGUGACCCCAAGGACUACAGCUGUUACUACCAACAAAUUGAAGACCUUAAAAACCAGGUAGGACUAUGCUUCCUCUGCAGCUUAGAACCAGAUGUAGCAUCAAGCUAAGCGAGAUAGAGAGAUGGCUCCUUGCUCUGACAACAGAGCACUCAUUCGUUAUUAUUUACGGCAACAGAUCUUUCCGAUUUGGCUUACGAAGAAUGUCAAAAAAUAAAAUAAAAUUCAUUCUCCGAGGAUUCUUGUCAAAUCCCUUGAUGUUCGGAACUUUAUGCUGUUGGAUGAAUGAUGGAGUUUCUGGUUGCGCUUUAAAAACCAUGCUUUAGAUAGCACCCCAGAAUGAUUAGAGGCCGUAUCAUUAGAUUAUUGUAUUCCUUUGUGGGGAGAACAUCUUAGAUUUUUUUGAAAACGCUAUUGUCUAAAACAAUUAAAAGAAAGGAGAAGAAAAGAAAUGGCAGCAGCUUAUUUGCUGUAAAUAUGGCUAUAUUUACAAAUGUAUAGAUCACAAACACAUCAAUAAAACAAAUCAAGAGUGGUAUCAUGGCCCUCAGUGGUGCUUCUGCUGCUGUAGUGGUAAAACUGAUAGGAAAAAAGGAUGUGAGGAUGGAAUGAGACUUAAGGAUAUCUUGACACAGAGAUGUGGGGUAAUAGGUUGUCCAGAUUUAGCCAGACAUUGACCCCAUCUGUGUGAUACAUUCAAAGCAGCAUCAUAGCACUUCACACAGUCAUGAUUCCCCCCCAAAGAAUCUUGGGAACUGUAGUUUGUUAAGGGAGCUCAGAGCUGUUAGGAGACCUCUAUUCCACUUACAGAGUUAUAGUUUACAGAAUGGUUUAAAAGUCAAUACUCCUUCCCAGAGAACUCAGGGAAUUGUAGCUGUGUGAGGGAAAUAAGGGUCUCCUUACAAAUCUCUGCACCCUUAACAAGCUACAUUUCCCAAGAUUGUUUGGGGGAAGUGUGAUAACGCUUUAAAUGUAAUAGUGCAGAUGGAGCUGUUCAUCGAUGCAGAGAAUUACAGGAUGGAAGAAGCCCAAAUUCAGUUGGUCCAAUACAAUCCUUCUGGUUUCGGGAUGACCCUGUAAAUGAAUCAUAGGCUUUGAGACAGUAUAAUGAAAAAUCAAAAACUGCAGCUUGAUGCAUGAUGCUGUGGGCAUCAAGAAGAAACAGAUGGACAAGCUCAAACUGUUUUAUCCCCCAACCCACAGAUUAUCUGUGCCACUGUGGACAACAGCAAGCUUGUUCUGGAUAUUGAUAAUAACCGGAUGACUGCAGAUGACUUCAGACUGAAGUGAGUCCUUCUUGAGUUGUAUGAGGGGCUCUGGGUGUGUGGGGUGAACCCUUAAUUUUGUUCCCCUUAAAUCCUAAAUAUGUGGUCUCCAAAGGGCCCAUAAUGAGUCAGCAGUGAUGAGCUGUAUACAGAAGGGUGAGAGCUUCCUUUGUAUAUAAAGAAAGCCCUGGCAGAAAUAUAUAACACACACACUUUCUCUCUUUAUUGGCCCCUGUAGGGACCAACAAUUUAUCCUUUCCCCUCUUUUUUUGGUUCUGUAGGUAUGAGACUGAGCUGGCCCUCUGCCAAAAUGUGGAAGCUGACAUCAAUGGUUUACGCCAAGUCCUGGAUCAACUGACCCUUUGCAGGUCUGACUUGGAGGCUCAACUGGAAGCCCUCAGAGAAGAGCUGUGUUGCCUCAAGAAAAACCACGAAGAGGUGAACCUUGAUCCCCACCAGCCCCUUACAAAGAGAUGGAAGGCCUACAAAGGAAGGGUAUCCCCCUCCCACAGUCAGCUCCUGACACUGGGAAGCACAUUGAACAACCCACAACAAAAAAGCCACAUUCCAAUUAACUGGAAUUUCCUUUUCAGGAAAUCAAGGGUCUGAGGAACCAAGCAACUGGGGACGUGAGUGUGGAAGUCAACUCCUGCCCAGGCCCAGACCUGAAGAAGGUCUUGGAAGAAAUGAGAUGCCAGUAUGAAACUAUGAUUGAGAACAACCGCAGAGAAGUUGAACAGUGGUAUGAAUGUAAGGUAGGUUAAUAUACUGUACGCAGCCAGGUAUUGAAAGAAAAGAAGCUUGAAAUCAUCCAUGCAUAUUUGGUAGGGGUUAGUAGCAGGCAGCUCUGAGCCAGAUCUCGCCCUUUAGGGGGAGCUGGUUUUGAACCUCUCUCCCUUCUAUGUUAUGUGAAAUUACUCCAAAGAUAAGGGGCUGGUGGUAGGAGAAUAAGCAAGGAAAGACACGCCUUCUCUCCUCCUGAGAUUCUCCUCAGCCCCUGGUUUGUCCCAACACCCUCCCCCUCAGAAGGCUCAUCCAGCAAAAUUAAGUCUAUUGGCGAGAGAAAGUAGUUUACCUUGUAUAGUAAGUCCCAUGAUUGAUUCAUGGAGGUUAAGACUGCCAAUAGCUACCAAUAGCUACUAACCACAAUGACUGCUCUCCCUUCGCUGUUGCCAAAUACCAGUUGCGUGGAAUUGCAGGUGGGGAGACAUUGUUGCGUUCUAGUUUUGCUUGUGGGCUUCCCAUAGGCAACUGGUUGGCCAGAAAGGGAUGCUGAAUUUGAUGGGUAAUAAUAAUAAUAAUAAUUAUAAUAAUAAUAAUUUAUUUAUACCCCGCCCAUCUGGCUGGGUUUCCACAGCCACUCUGGGCGGCUUCCAACAGAAUAUUAAAAUACAAUAGUCUAAUAAACAUUAAAAGCUUUCCUAAACAGGGCUGCCUUCAGAUGUCUUCUAAAAGUCUGGUAGUUGUUUUUCUCUUUGACAUCUGGUGGGAGGGCGUUCCACAGGGCGGGUGCCACUACUGAGAAGGCCCUCUGCCUGGUUCCCUGUAACUUGGCUUCUCGCAGCGAGGGAACCGCCAGAAGGCCCUCGUCACUAGACCUCAGUGUCUGGGCAUUUGGCCUGAUUCAGCAGGGCUUACUUAAGUUCUUAUUUAUUUGCAGGGUUGUUGUUGUUUUGCAGGGUGAACUCAGAGUUCUUUGUGAAACUGCUAUGGGUCUGGCAAGGCUUUGCUUCAAGCCAACAGCUCUUCUGCUGAGCUAUGGUCCCUCAUUUGGGUUUUGGUACCCAAGUAGGAAGCACUAGUGAAGGCCCAUCUACAACACAGUAUCUACCGUGUUUAGGAAGGAUGAAUUCAAGGUGGAAGUGGUGAACUGAAGAACAAAUAUAGCGAUCUUGCCUUUGGGCAAGAUUAAAAGAUCUUGGCUUCAUCAGGUUAGGAAAGAAGAAUGCUGAGAAAAGGCUGUACAAAUAGAGGUAGCUCAGUUUAAAGAGAAGUAUUUGGUUUAGUGAAUAUCAUGAACCAAUGGCCACAAGUGAUCCUUCAAGGAAGGGCAACUGAAAAGCAGAAGAAGGCAGUUAACUCACCCAGAGUGGCGGGGACAACCCAGCCAGAUGGAUGGGGUACAAUUAAUAAUAAUAAUAAUAAUAAUAAUAAUAAUAAUAAUUUGCAGACAAACUUUGGAAUCAACCUCAUGAAAGAGUUUUUUUUAUCUUCAUGGCAUAUCUUUAACCUAUACCCAAAUUUACUAUAUCCAACCAAUUGGUCCUUGAUUAAUCUUUUUAGUGGAUCUUUUGACAUCCCCACCAUCCUUACCUUCAUCGUUUGCGGUUGUCAUUCUUAUAGCCUUUUGCUUGGCUGAAACUCAUCAUGAAAUCAACUCAACAAUUCCCUCAAUAAGCCCUAAACCCCACCACCCCAAUUCUGUGUUUGCUGCCUUUUCAGAUGGAGGAAGUGAAUCAGGAAGUCUGUAACAGCAGCAAAGAGGUUGAAGACUGCAACAACCAAGUUGUUGACCUGAAGCGCCAGCUGCAGACCUUGGAAAUUGAUCUGCAGGCUCAGCUUAGCCUGGUAAGUUUUUAUGCUGGCAAUCCUCCACCUUGGAUCCAAUAAAUGUUACCUUUGUAUCUGCUUCCCAAAACUGUCUGAAUUAGUCUCGCUAACAAUGCCACCUGUGCAAUAGGUAUAUAUUACUGUCCUAAAGUAAUACUAUCAGUAGCUGCUCAACAGCUAUGGGAAUCUGGAAUGUUGUAGAUUUGAGGCAGACACAUACACCAGCUUAGUGUAAACAGGGGGCUCCAUAUACUUUCAGCUGUCUAGACAAUUCCACAUUCAGGCCCCUCUUGCAUGGGGACAACUGUAACCAGCAGGUGACUUCUGACAGCAUUAAGAGGGAAAGUGGGGACCUGUAGGAAGAAAAGAGGCUGAGCCAAAAACAAUCCACAGUGAGGCAGGAGUUGUGGCGAAAGCAGGAAGGAAAAGGAAAAGGAGACAUAAUCUGUGGAAUUGCCUGUAAUUAUUGCUAAAGUACCACAAACUAUUUUAGAGAGUGUUCCCUCACACACAAAAAUGCGCAUGCAUUAUGAGCAACUGGCAAAGUUUAAUCCCCAGUAAAUGAUAUUCUCCAUCCACUCAACAAGUUCUCUUCUUUCCACAAUAGCUCGUAGGAUAUUUUGGGCUCUCUCUCUCUCUCUCCCUCCCUCCUCUCUCCUCCCCCCUUAAACUUAUUUGUGCUAAAAGUUUUGCCAAUGUGUUUUUUAAUUCUUCAGAGGGACACGCUGCAAGGAUCCCUGGCCGAGACCGAGUGUCGAUAUAACAGCCACUUGUGCGAAAUACAGAACCAGAUCUCUUGCGUGGAGCAGCAGCUGGCAGAGUUGAGGGCAGAGAUGGAAUGCCAGAACCGAGAAUACAGGGACCUCCUGGAUGUCAAAUGCCGCCUGGAACAGGAGAUCCAGACCUACCGCUGCCUGCUAGAGGGAGGCCAGAAUGACAUUGUGUAGGUAUACCGUCAAGUUCUCGGGUUUCCCCUGUGCUUCCCCUACCGUUCAUGAGUGACUAGGGAGAAACCCCAUGGAACAGAUGUGCUUAGAACCUAAAUGAAUACUGGCAAAUUUUUAAUUCUUAAGAAAAGCCCUUCUGGAUGAAACCAAAGGCUGUUCAGACCAGCAUCCUGUUCUCACAGUGGCCAACCAGAUGUUUACUGGAAAGCUCACAAGCAGGACCGGAGUGCAAAAGCACACUCCUCACUAUUGAUUUCCAGAAAUUGUGGCCAGAGCAGUGUGUGGCUUAACCACCUCCAGUGGGGCUGAUGUAUUGAUGACCCUACUUUGCAUGAGAGGCCUCUUGAUCCCUAGUUUUCAUAUAUAUAUUUAUUAUAUUUAUAUCCUGCCUUCCCACAGGAAGCACAAGCUGGUGUCCAUAGUUCUCCCUUUUCCCAUUCUGUCCUCACAACAACCCUGUGAGGUAGGUUAGGCUAAGAGAAGGUGACUGGCCCAAGGUCAUCUAGCAAACCUCAGCAGGGAUUUGAACUCGGGUCUCCCAAGUCCUGAUCUGGAGUGUGCAUCCAAUCCAAAUCAGGGUCCAGCACCAGUAUCCUGCCAGCCCUGUCCCCGAUUGCUGUUUCCCUCCUUCCCCACUGCCAAAUAUGCUGUUUAUAUUGGUAUAGACAACAGAAAAAAAGCGUCUGCUUAGAAGAAGUAGUUCAGCCUCGGAUGACUAUGUCCUCUAAGCCAUUACUUACAAAAACAAAACAAAACAAAAAAACAUUUUGGCUUAGGGAAGCACAAAACAAGGGACCCCUGACCAUUAGGUCCAGUCAUGACCGACUCUGGGGUUGUGGCGCUCAUCUCGCUUUAUUGGCCGAGGGAGCCGGCGUUUGUCCGCAGACAGCUUCCGGGUCAUGUGGCCAGCAUGACUAAGCCGCUUCUGGCAAACCAGAGCAGUGCACGGAAACGCCAUUUACCUUCCCGCCGGAGCGGUACCUAUUUAUCUACUUGAAGUCGAACGGACGUCAGGAACGGGUUCUGUUCGACCUCCAAGGUACGACUGUAGUUGUCUCCUCGAAACAUCCCCUCAUCCCCUCACUCCAGCCCUGGGUGCAUGGCAUAAAAUUGCAAGCAUCAUUAGCUUCCAGUGCUGUUCACCUACUUUUGAUCUCAUCCAACGACCCUCUUCCCCUCUAUGCACCAGGGGUUCGAGCAGUGGCGGUUCAGGAGGCGGAGCCUGCAGGCAGUCAGGAGGAGGUGUGACUAGAAGUUCCCACACGUACAUGGCCUCCUCUUCCCAGUGCCAGCCUUGCCAGCCUGAUGUCAAAGGUAAGUGGGGAACGAUGGCGUCUCCUACAUUCACCAAGUAUUGAAACUUUACAGGUAUUCAAGAAGGAACAGACUCUUUCAUAUGUGGUGGUCCUGUAAAAGGGUAAAGGAGUAUUGGGAAAUAAAUUAUAAUGAAUUGAAAAAAAUGUUUAAAAGCACUUUUCCACAAAAAACCCCCCAGAGUCCUUUUCUUGGGGAUAAUUCAGAUGGAAAUUCCCAGGUGUCAAAAAAGGUUAUUUAUGUAUGGCACUACUGCGGCUUGUGUUUUGUUAGCCCCAAAAUGGAAAAUGAGUGAGGUCCCAACUAAAGAAGAAUGGCAACUUAAGCUGACAGAAUAUGCUCAGCUUGCAGACUUAACAUAUAGAAUAAGAGAACAAGAAGAACAUAGGUUUAGAGAAGAUUGGAAAAUGUUUAUUCAAUAUAUGGGAGUGGGGAUUGUGUACACCUGAAAACAUUGGCAGCAUUAAGACAAGUUCAGUAGUGUAAAUAACUUUUGAUGGAAGUAAUAAUGGAAUAUUGAAUAGUUUAGUUUAUAUAAAAUAUGCAGGGAUUUAUGCUAUGCAAAACGAACCAUGGAAAGAGAAGAAGGGAAGUCAUUGAUAUUUUAAGGUUGUUUAAAUGAGUAUUCUAAAUUGUAAAACAGAAAAUUUAAUCAAAAUUAUAUAUAUAAACUUUACAGGUGUUAAUCUGUAACUUCUAGUCUAAUUUAAACGCCAUAUGAAAACCAUAUGAAUCCCCUAGCAAAUGUCCUCUGGAGCCUUGGGAGAACUCCCUUUUUCUGCCAGGCUAUCAUCACCAUCUUCAGUGAGGCUGUAUGCAUUAGCUUGAAAUAUUCUUUCUUUGGUCAUAGCUGAAGAUUUUCCUCUUUUUUCCACUCUCCAGGGUAUAGCAGAUAA
Molecule: messenger RNA, 7404 nt
Organism: Podarcis lilfordi (Lilford's wall lizard)
Lineage: Eukaryota; Metazoa; Chordata; Lepidosauria; Squamata; Lacertidae
Source: the annotation of a GenBank genome assembly